Messenger RNA from Brassica rapa (field mustard), 11719 nucleotides. Its product is annotated as retrovirus-related Pol polyprotein from transposon RE1. Gene Ontology annotation, biological process: DNA integration. The record is from RefSeq and is a predicted model, not a curated record. Lineage: Eukaryota; Viridiplantae; Streptophyta; Magnoliopsida; Brassicales; Brassicaceae. Gene Ontology annotation, molecular function: nucleic acid binding.
UUGAUCUAUCUUGCUCGAGCUCGUGAUUCAUCGAUCUACAAGUUGCGAUGGUUUCUGUGAAAAAGUUAACUCGUCGAUCGACUCGUUUGACGACCCGUACAGCUCCGAUAGCUUCUCCGGCGAUCUCUGGUCCGGAUUCUCAGGCUUCGCAGGCGACUACCGGUGUCGAUCUUACGAACUCGAUUCAUUCUCCGUUCUUUAUGCAUACUUCCGAUCAUCCAGGUCUGAUUCUCAUUUCCCUGAAGCUUGAUGGAUUGAACUUUGAUGAUUGGGAAGCAGCCAUGAAGAUAGCUUUAGAUGCGAAGAAUAAGAUUGGAUUUGUAGAUGGAUCGCUUCCUCGUCCUCUUGAAUCUGAUUUAAACUUUCGUGUAUGGUCUCGUUGUAACAGCCUUGUUAAGUCGUGGAUUCUUAACUCGGUUACAACUCAGAUCUAUCGGAGUAUUCUUCGUUUGAAUGAUGCGACGGAUGUUUGGAAUGAUUUACAUAGCCGUUUCCAUAUGACUAACCUUCCUCGGACUUACAACCUCACACAGGAGAUACAGGAUUUGCGUCAAGGUUCACUUUCCCUCUCUGAUUACUUUACUAAGUUGAAGACAUUGUGGAGUAAUUUGGAGAACUGUGAAGAACCUGAUGAUCCUUGUGUGUGUGGGAAAGCUCUUCGUCUUCAUCAAAAGGCAGAACGAGCUAAGAUUGUGAAGUUCCUGGCUGGUCUCAACGAGUCAUAUGCAGUCAUCCGUCGUCAGAUCAUCAUGAAGAAGACUUUACCUUCUUUAACAGAGGUGUAUAACAUUCUUGAUCAGGAUGAUAGCCAGAAGAGCUUCACCUCUGCUAUAUCACCUGCUGCAUUUCAAGUUUCUGAGUCUCCUAAUCUACCUCAGAAUACUUCGACCAUAUGCUAUGUCCAGUCUGGUGCUCACAAAGGGAAACCAAUUUGUUCUUUCUGCAACAAAGUUGGUCACAUUGCUGAGAGAUACUACAAGAAGCAUGGUUUUCCACCGGGUUAUAACAUGAAAGGAAAGACACCUGAGAAGUUUCAGAAACCUUCUACUUCUGUGACUCCUCAAGUGAAUGUUUCUACUCAGCUAGACGCAAAACCUGCUCCACUUGACAACUUGAUUGGGAAUCUUUCUAAAGAUCAGAUUCAACAAUUCAUUGCCCUGUUUAGUUCUCAACUUCAGAGUAAUGCAGUUGCUGGUUCAGGUGAUGCUUCUACAUCUCAGACACCUACUGAUCUCCCAGGUAUCACUUUCUCUCAGUCUACCUUUUGUUUUGUUGGCAUACUUACUGUAUCUCGGCAUACUCUUAAUACCAAUACAUGGGUUCUAGAUUCGGGUGCUACACAUCAUGUUUCUCAUGAUAAAGCAUCUUUCAUUUCUUUGGAUAUGAAUGUGACUAGCUCUGUGAAUUUGCCUAAUGGUUCUUUAAUAAAGAUCAGUGGAGUGGGCAAUGUUCAAUUAAACAAGCAUAUUCUUCUCAAGAAUGUGUUGUUUAUACCGGAGUUUCGGUUAAACCUCAUCAGUAUAAGCUCCUUGACUACUGAUCUUGGUUCCAGAGUUAUGUUUGAUCCGUCUACUUGUGAAAUACAGGAUCGUACCAAGGGCUCGACGAUUGGUCAGGGUAGAAGAGUGGGUAAUCUGUAUGUGCUGGAUGUCAAUGAAGCUUUUGUGAUGGUGAAUGCAGUUGUUGAUAUUGGUACUUGGCACAACAGACUCGGACAUGCCUCGUUCUCAAGACUUGAUUUGAUCUCUGAAGCUUUGGGAACAACAAGAUCCAAGAAUAAAGGGAAUUCUUUCUGUCAUAUAUGCCAUUUGGCCAAGCAGAAGAAACUUUCUUUUCCUUCACCAAACAACAUAUGUAAUUCAAACUUUGAGCUUUUACAUAUUGAUGUUUGGGGACCAUUUUCAGUUGAGACAGUGGAUGGUUUUCGAUAUUUCUUGACUAUUGUGGAUGAUCACUCCCGUGCCACUUGGGUUUAUUUACUACGUACAAAGGAUGAAGUAAUCAGCGUGUUCCCUGCUUUUGUGAAUCAAGUAGAGAAUCAGUACAAUGUGAAAGUUAAAUCCGUGCGAUCAGACAAUGCUCCAGAAUUGAAAUUCUCGAAGUUCUUUCAAGAAAAAGGGAUUUUUGCUUACCAUUCUUGCCCGGAAACACCAGAGCAGAACUCUGUGGUCGAGCGAAAACACCAGCACAUCCUCAACGUAGCCAGAGCCUUCAUGUUUCAGUCUCAGCUUCCGCUUGCCUACUGGGGUGAUUGUGUACUGUGUGCGAUCUUUGUCAUCAAUCGUACACCGUCUCCUCUGCUUGGUAAUAAGACUCCACAUGAAGUUUUAACUGGUAAGAUUCUUUCUUAUGAUCAAAUGAGGACUUUUGGCUGUUUGUGUUAUGGCUCUACUUCUCCGAAACAGAGGCAUAAGUUCCAGCCAAGAUCAAGAGCUUGUGUUCUUCUGGGAUAUCUGUCUGGUUACAAGGGUUACAAGCUACUUGAUUUGGAGACUAACAAGAUUUCUAUCUCGAGAAAUGUCAUCUUUCAUGAGGAGAUAUUUCCAUUGGCUUCGUCUCCUAUGAAUGAAGCUGCGCUGAAACUCUUCACACCGCCUUUGUCUUCAGGUAACAUACCUUUAUCAUCAUCAUCCUCUUCAGAAAUUUAUCCAUCUCCUGUUCUUCCACCACAAAUUUCUUCCAGACCACGUAAACAACCUGCUCAUUUACAGGAUUAUCAUUGUUAUACGUUGGAUUCUGAUCUACAAUAUCCCAUUUCGUCUUCUCUUUCAUAUUCUAAAAUCUCUCCAUCUCACUUAUCAUAUAUCAAUACCAUCACAAAAAUCCCAAUUCCUCAAUCAUUUUCUGAGGCAAAGGAUUCUAAAGAAUGGUGUGAAGCAGUUGAUAAGGAGUUUAAUGCUAUGGAAGAUACAAAUACUUGGUCGGUUGCUACUCUACCUGCUGGAAAGAAAGCAGUUGGUUGCAAGGUUCUUUAUUCUCUGAAGUUUAAUGCGGAUGGUACUCUUGAGAGGAGGAAGGUUCGUGUUGUUGCUAAAGGAUACACACAGAAGGAGGGUUUAGACUACACUGAGACAUUCUCACCAGUAGCUAAGCUCACUACUGUUCGGUUUCUAUUGAAGGUAGCUGCAUCUCGGAAAUGGUUUCUUCAUCAACUUGAUAUUUCAAACGCAUUUUUGAAUGGUGAGUUGAAUGAAGAAAUUUAUAUGAAGAUCCCUGAUGGCUAUGCAGAGCGGAAAGGUCUUACUUUGCUUAAAAAUGCUGUGUUUCGUUUGAAUAAAUCGAUUUAUGGGUUAAAGCAGGCAUCACGGCAAUGGUUUCUGAAAUUUUCCGCUGCUUUGUUGAGGUUGGGUUUUACCACAGGCACUGGAGAUCAUACUUUGUUUCUGAAGUCUUGUGCUGAUGGUCAUUUUCUGGCAGUGUUGGUCUAUGUUGAUGAUAUCAUUGUUGCUAGUACUAAUGAAUCUAUCUCCAAGUCUCUGAUUCAAGACUUAUCUCAGCAGUUUAAACUCCGGGAUCUUGGUGUUUUGAAGUAUUUCUUAGGCUUGGAGAUCGCUCGUUCAAGUGAGGGCAUUUCUAUUUGUCAACGGAAAUAUGCUUUAGAGAUCCUCACUUCUUCGGGUAUGUUGGGUUGUAAACCUACAUCUACACCUAUGAUUCCUAAUCUUCAUAUGUCCCUUAAAGAUGGUGAACUGAUCUCUGAUCCGGCGAUGUAUCGAAGUCUUGUUGGUCGUUUGAUGUAUUUGACGAUCACACGACCAGAUAUUACUUAUGCGGUGAACCGGUUAUGUCAAUUCUCUUCAGCACCACGUUCUCCUCAUCUUCAUGCCGUGUAUCGAGUUUUGCAGUACAUUAAAGGAACGGUGGGUCAGGGGCUCUUCUACUCUGCCUCUGAUGACUUGACUUUGAAAGGUUUUGCUGAUGUGGACUGGAAUUCAUGUCGUGAUAGCAGACGUUCAACAACUGGUAUGGCUAUGUUUCUUGGUGAUUCGUUGAUCUCCUGGCGUUCAACAAAGCAAGACACGGUCUCUUGUUCUUCUGCUGAAGCAGAGUACAGAGCAUUGUCUAAUUCUUCUAAAGAGAUGGUUUGGCUUAUCAAGUUAUUGAAUGAUCUGAAGGUUCCUCAGAUUCACACUCCUAUAUUAUUCUCUGACAGUACAGCAGCUAUCUACAUCGCUACUAAUCCGGUUUUUCAUGAGAGGACUAAACAUAUUGAGAAUGAUUGUCAUUUUGUUCGGGAAAGGCUUGAUCGUGGAACUCUCAAGACUCUUCAUGUACGGACUGAAGAUCAGGUUGCUGACCUAUUCACGAAGCCUUUGUUUCCUUAUCAGUUUGAGCAUCUUAAGUCCAAGAUGAGUCUUCAUAAUAUCUUUGGAAGCUCAUCUUGAGGGGGCCUAUUGAUGUAUAUACCCGGUUUAGUGGUUUAGUUAGAAGUGUGGUUAUCUUAACCAAUUGUAAAUCCUAACUAUAUAUACUUGUAAAUGCUCAUUUUAAUAAAUAAGAGAUAUUUUUAUAUUGUAUCUCCUUCUUCUCUCCCAAGCAACCUUGUUCGUAACAUCAAAUGUUAAUUAUGAAAACCUCUAAGUAAGAGAGAAGGUUUAGAGGAUCGAAUGUGGUGUUAUUAGCUAAGCCGAUCAGAAGACACUCUGAGCGAGGCAGAAGGUUUAGAGGAUCUAAUUGUGUAUGUAAUAAUCACUAUGUUGGACAGUAGUAUUGUGCAGUAGACCUGAGAAUGUAAGCAGUUUUCUGGAGAUGGAUUCAUUGUUUGGCCCGGUAAUUAAUGGAUCUCCUUCAUGAAUGAUUAUUUGAAUCGUUUUUGCUUUGUUUGAGUUGAGGCAACUUAUUGUUGUGUAUAAUCGAGUGAAGGAUUCUCGGCUUGUGUACAAACACUAUGCUACUCUCUAUUUCGUGCUUGUUUUUGAUGGAUCAGAGAAUGAGCUUGCUAUGCUUGAUCUCAUUCAAGCUGCGCUUUUUCUUUAUCUGUUUGUAUAUCACUAUUGUUCUAAUCAGAAUGUGAUAAAAAAAAAUCAUAUUAUGUGGUUUUUAAUAUAAAAACAGUAUAUUACAUGUGUGAAGAAAAACUGAAAUUGCAAUCAGCUGUGAGGAAGUAAAAUAUACAAAGUAGAAACAGAGACAAUAGAAAUCAGACUCGUGAUUUGUAGAAUCGUACCAGUGUCUUAGCUUGUUAUCAUGAGAUGGAUAUGAAUGGUGUGCUGGCUUAGUUGGUUUGUAACAGAGAUGUGGGUGUUUGUGUACUUUGGAUUUUGAUAUUGCAUUGGGUUUUAAUUAAAUCCCUGUGUAUAUUGGGUUUUAAGUCCUAUAGAAAUGACUCUACUCUUGUCACCAGCUGAUGUGAAAUAUAUGAAUGGUUGCUCAUUUGUUCUUUUUUCCUCUUUUAAAGCUUGUGGAAAACAUGUAUCUUUCAUAGCAUGAUUACUUCAGUCUUAUUCUUGCAUUUGUAGUUCUUGUUGAAACACUGGACAAAUGCUUCAGCAAUGUCUGUGAACUCGACAUUGUGCUCAACUACAGCAAGGUAUACUGGUGCCGCAUAAUAGUUUGCACAGUUUUCGGAUAACCACAUGAUACAAAAACGUGUUAGUAGUAGUGAGUAGUGACUUGUGUCAUCGUCUUUAUUGCGUUUACAACGUUGCAGAUGCAUACAGUGUUAGACGAGAUUGUGUUUGGAGAUCAAGUUCUUGAAACUAGUUCCACGGAAGUCAUUAAGGCUGUUGAAGAUAUAUCAAAGUUAGAAGCUGCCUCCAACGCUAUUUCACUUGUCCCCAAGUCUGUUUCCGGGUGGCGAGGCCGAUAGCUUCAAAAGUAACUUGCCUGAACCGUGACAAAGACCAAGUUAAUUAGAUUCCAAAACAUGUAACAAACAUUCUUUCAUGUCUUAAAAUUACUUUCAUCACACUUUGUAAUUCAAGUGUUUUGCUUGCACGAAAUUGUUGUGUUUCUCCUCUUGUCCUGUCCUUUGAUCGUGUAAUGUUUGCUUAAUGGACUCAUACAUGGGUCUGAAUCUGAUAAUAGUAAUUGUGGAAUUAAAUUGCAUGCUGUCUUUGAAUAGGAUUUAAAAAUAAAACGGCUAGAAACGUGUCGAUUGGGUAAGGAAAGAAGAAGAGAUAGUAGUAUAGGGGGGCUAUGUAUAGGAAGUAGUACGACUACGCCGAACGGCGUGCAUUGUUAAAAGAGUCAAAACGAAAUUCGAUGGGAGAAGCGAAGAGGUUCUGAAGAUUCGAAAAAUGGUUUGAAGUGCCAAUUCAUAUCAAUAAUAUCAUUCUGCCUUUUGAAAAUUCUUAUGAUCCAUCUCUGCAUUUUUCCCAGUGACGGACAGGUUUUUGACCUUUUAUAUUAACUCAUUGGAUAUAUGUAUUUGUAUCUUAUCUAUACUAUUUAAUAUUCCUAAUUUCAUAAUAUAAAUCUCCUUUUUUUUGUUUUACAAAUAAAUUACUUUUCCAUUUCAUUAAAAAACAGAUUAUGAAACAUAUGAAUGCAAAUAAAUACAAUAGCUUUAUGUAAUUACAAGGUUUAACAAUUUUCAUAAUAUAAAUCGUUUUUUUUUGUUUUACAAAUAAAUUACUUUUCCAUUUCAUUAAAAAACAGAUUAUGAAACAUAAGAUUGCAAAUAAUACAAUAGCUUUAUGUAAUUAAAAGGUUUAACAAAUAAUGAUUUAGUGCGAGUCAUCUGUGGUAUGUCAGAUAUACAGCUGAUUAGCGCGCAUAAAUUGUGUUUAGUUUUAGGACAUGUUUUCCUUGUUAACUAUUUCCUCUACGUAUUUGAAAAUGUUUUUUUUAUAACAUAAGCUUAGGCCAAUGACCAAAUUUUACUAUAUGUGGGCUGGGGGAACUAUAUAUUUCUAAGUAGUAAUCAGUUUGUUGAAUCGAAUUCUUGAUUUUUUAGGCUGUUGCUUCUAUCUUGCUUUGGCAGGGCACUUUGGAUAUCUAAAGUAGUUACAAGAUUAUAUUUUCGACGAUUGUCCGAACUAAGAUGGAAUGUCUCUCUUUUUGCUAUAGUGUGUCUCCCUCUUUAUGCUCUAAAGCUAUUGAGCUACAAGAACAAGAAAAAAGUUGAAAAAAACUGUGUUGUGUCGAAGACAAAAGAAUAAUAAGUGGAAGAUUCAAAGUGGAGUUAUCGUUAGGACCAAAAAUGUAGUAUAUAUUUUAAAAAGAGAAACUUGUUGGGUAAAGAUGAUACAACAAAUCCAACAUACGUUUGUGUCCUAGAAGAAUUGGUCAAGCUAGCAAAGAUGUACCAUGGACCAAAGUGACUACCUUUGAUCAUAUUUAUUUAUUCAUAUCUUAUGUUUUGUAUCAUGAUUGAUACCUCUCCCAAUCUUGGGGCAUUCCUCUUGUUGGUCCAACAAUUUUCCUUUUCCACUUUUGCAAUCUUCACAUACAUUGGACCAUUCCUACAUUUGUUUCUCUUGCUUUUCUUUUGCCUCUGCCACUUUCAUCUCAUUUGAUAUAUGCGGUUAAUUCAUCCAUUACACACAAACGAAUAAAUUGUUACAGAAUUAUAUCCGUCAUCCAUCCCUAAGAUUUUUAGAUAUACUAAUAAUUUAUCAAAGCUUAUAUAUGCAUAAGAUAAUCUGAAAAAAUGUAUAAGAUAAUUUGUGGUAUUUUUAACUUAAAAUAAAAGGAAAGAUAUACUACGCCUAUGUUCCAGUCAACCAUACCACUUUGACUAAAUACAAAAGUAUAGCUGAAUUUUGUACUAAAUGAAUUAUACUAAAAGCAUGAUUAAUGAAAAUUAUUAGAGUUAAAAGUUAAAAGAUGAUUUUUUAUAUUCUGUUAAGAACUUCACCUUAAAAACUUCCAUUAACCAUGUUUAAGAAUUUUAAACAUGAGAUCCUUAAGACGUGUGAAGAGACGCUUUGGAGGCGACAACAUGAAGUUACAGGAGCCGUAGACAAAAAAAAAUGGUCUAAACAUAGGACAGCUGAAACUGAACUGUUAUACUUUUAUAUAGUUAACCGUUUAACGAAAAAAAAAAUCACGGGGUAUUUGGAAGCGACAUCCUUUUUUGUUAGGUAACAGAAGCGACAUGCUAAAUUGCAAUUCUUUGGAAAAAAAAUUUGGAUGAGAAAUAUAACAAAGUACACUAGUUUUGCCAUAAUAUACUAAUAAUUUAGUCUACAAUUUUCUUCCUCCAAAAAAACUUAUAUUUUGUAUACAACUAUAUUUAUAUCUACCCAUAGACAAUAGUAUUCACAUUACUUUUAAUGUAUAUCAUGAAAGCAGAAAUCAUUCUUAGUUAGCAACCCCUAUAAUGAUUUUUCAUUUUUAAAGAACACACACCAUACAAACAGAAUUUUCAAACAAAAAUAAAAGAGAAAGCAGAAUCCAUCAAAAGGCAGAGAGAAGAAACAUUCCAGUCGUGUUUUGUAACUUUUGAGGAACAACUCAUAAACCAACACAUACUACUAUAUAUAUUAAAAUAAACUAAACAUUAGUUUAAAAUAGUUAUUACUAAGUUAUCAUUUGAUUACUUUACAUGCAUGCAUGCAUGCGGAAAACUAAAUCUAGCUACAUGUGUCCACGUGGCACUCUGAUUAACGACAAAAUGGAUUAAUUCAACUAAUUCACUCGUCUUCACCAAAAAUACGAUCUCUCUCCCUCGCUUUAUGUUUUCUUGGAACUGGCGAAAACAUUUUUGGAACUUCGUGGGUCCUGCCGAAUCCACCGAAUACAUGGUCAUCAUCAUUUGCAUUUGCAUCAUCAUCAAACACCAAGUAGUUUUACUGCUCUCGUAGCGGACUACGAACAGUCUUUUUCAUUUGUUCUUUGUUUUUUUUUCUGAUAAUCAGAAGGUACUAAUCCUCUUGAACAAGACGCAGUCUUUGGUAAUACGCUGAAGGGGCACGAACCACUAACCCAACUCAGCGUUGAUAUUUAAAACUCUUUGUUAACAAUUUUAUGAAUAGGUAUAUACUAAAAUGUAAAUUCAAAUUAAAUCUGAGUAAGGUAUUUUUUUGUUAAAACAUAUUGAAUACUAAAAUUAGUUUUUUAAGAUUGUAAUUUUAUCUAAUUUUCAUUGCGGAUUAGAGUUAAUUAAACAAAUUCAUGAUUCUCUGAACUUUCGUUUUUAAUUUUCUUAGAGCAUCUCCAAAAGAAACUCUAUAACUUCAAAUAUAAAGUUUUUUUUGCUCUCUAAAAAAAAAGUUUCAAAACUUCAAAUUUAGAGUUUUAAUAGCAUCUCCAAUGUAAAACUACUAUUUUUUCCUCCAAAAUAUAGUAAAAAUAAAAAUGGAGUAAAAUUGUUUCAACCUUACUCAAUUUUCCAGUCCAUAAUGGAGUAAAAGUUAUGAACAAACAAAAAAUAGAUUACUCCAUUUAUGGAGUAAAUUUCAUUAUGGAAUGAGAUAUGUAGUUGGGUUGGAGCAUUUCUUACUUCAUAUUUACUUUUACUCUAUUUUAGAGGAAAAAAUGAAGUAGAGAUGAAGAUGCCCUAAGAAGUGAAACACUACUCAAAACUCUAAAUUUGAAGUUUUAUUUUUUAUUUGCAUCUUGGUCCUUAUAAUUAAUUAUACAUCAUAUUUAUAAUAUUUUAAAAUAAGAAUUAGACAACAAAAAUAUUACAAAAAAAGAACUUAACAAUUUUUGAAAAAAUACAUGAAGACAUAAUUAUUACACAAAUUUAAAUAUUACAUAGACACUAAUAGUCUAGUAAAUUUGCUCCGAAACUUCUAAAAUUGUCCAAACAAAUUUUGUAUAAUCUAAAAUGGAGCAUUAAGAAAAUAAUUUUAUGUAAUAAUGUGAUAUUUUGCUUGUAGUUUAAUAUUUAGUUAUGUAUUUUUAUUUAUAAUUUAGUGUAAAAUUUUAUUAAUUAAUAUUACUAUAAUAUUUAUAUAUAUGUGUUAAUAUUUAUAAAAAGUUUUAUGGAUUUAUAUUAAUUAUGACAAAUAUAAGGACCAUAGUGUAAAUUACAAACAAUUUUGAAGUUAAAUUUGAAGUUUUGUUUUUGGAGAAUAACACCUUAAAACUUUAAAUAUAGAUUUUGCAUAGAGAGUUUUUUUGGAGAUGCUCUUAGGGCAUGACAACGGUAAAAAACUCAAAUUGAGUAUCUAAGUAUCUCCAACACCACUUUAUAUUUUACUCCAAAAUUGUGAAAAUUGAGUAAUGAACAAAAAAAAAAGAUUACUCCAUUUAUAGAGUAAUGCUUUUAUUUUUUAUUCAUCGCUUUAUUUUUCCCUCUAGUUUUUAUAUUUUGGAGUCAAAUAUGGACUGGGGUUAGAGAUGUUCUAAGCUAUAAAUUAUUAUUAUUUGUUCACUUUAUUAACUGAUUAAAAAUUAAUUUUAAAAUAAAAUAAUUUGUAACCAAUAAAAAGAAGACAGGUUAAGAUUUAAGAAAAUGAAGUUCUAAUCGGUUUUAAAAACUUAUAAGAAGAGAUACAUUUGUUUAGUGUCUUGUCAUUUUUUUUAAUAGUAUAAUAAUGAGUAGAAACUCUUCAUCAUCUCUCUGAUGGGGAUGGUCUUACAAGCUUGUUUGAAUUUUCAUUAUUAGUUAAGACUGAUAAGAAUAAAUAUAUUUUUAUAAAUAUUUACAAUUGUGAAAUUUUUAAAAUGAUUGCUGGAAAAUUAAUAUUGUGAACAAAUAAGAAAGUAAAUAAUUAUAGUGGCUUCUCUAUUGGUCUGGGAUACCCUAGGUUAAUCAAAAAAAAAAUGUAAAUAAUUAGUAAAUUAAAUUUCCUUAUCAAGAAAAUCCCGGAGUAUAAUUACGAAAAUCUGGGGGAAAAAAAAAAAAAAAUUACGAAAAUCUGAUCUCGUGCCUUCAAUUUAAUUAUACGUAGUUUAUUUAUGGGCAUUAGCGAAGUGCUUGGUUUAUUCGUAUCACUACAUAACAAGGCGCCUGCAAGCCCGUGAGUUCAAAAACUGGUGGUAGGAUGGGAGCGUAUUGGUCACGGCUUGUUGGGUCGUGUGAGAUAUUAGUAGCUUUGCAUGUAGUGGCGAAACGUAACGCUUUGUGUCUCGGGGUUAUCACAGUUUUACGUUUCGAGUUUAACAAAAUUACUAUAAAUAUAGAUUACGUACAAUAAUUAGAGUUUUAAAACUCUAUAAAUAUUAACGUUCGACAGAGCAUCUUUUGGAAAGUGGUGGUCGUAUAGUCGAACUAAGUUUCAGCAAUCUCAAGACGAUCUGAUUUUGCCCUUUUAUUUUAAAAUUAUUGUUUUCAAAUGUUUUUUUCUUCUAAAUGUUCGAAUAUGAUAACUGCGCAACAACAAGAUAGCUUACCAAUAAAUAAGUUCGUCUUUUGAUCACAAUUGUUGAGCCUCCUUUUUUUGUUUAAUAUACGGAUCAAAAUUCAAAUUAAUUUAGAGAAUAUAUAAUAUGGAGCAACUGGUCUGAUAUAUUUCCACUUCAAGUGUUCAUCCAUAAACGGUCAUCUGAUUUGAAAUUGUAAAGGGAUAACUCGAAGCAAAGCCUCCUAAAUUGGUCUGAAUUUGUGUAUUUAAUCAGACAUAGUAUGUGUAAUUUGUUCAGCUAUAAGACUUUCACCAUUUCAAGCUGUACAUGUUUUACAUCUGAUUCCUUACAUGUUCAAUUUUUUGGAUUUUUUUCAGCAUACAUAUUAUUCUUUCAUAUCAUGAGAUCAAAGUUUUAAUGUUUAGAGAUUCAAAUUAGAUAUACCUUAAUUAUCCAUCGAAACAUAUACAAGUACCCCGUACCAUAUCAGUAUGACAGUAUAUCACUAUAAUUUAGCUAUAGAGGAAAAUAAUUUUAU